AAUGAACUGGCAACGAUGCCCGAAGAAGUCAAAGAAAUCACUGAUUCUGCUGGAUUAUUCGAACCAAAAGCUGUUGUGCAGUGCCUUAUGCAAGAUUUGUUUCGUGGAAACUUUAGCACCUCUGUUGGACUGGAAGGUUGGAUGCUGGGUGUGUUAACGGCUGGAUGUGCUCCCGAGAAAAGCUUUUUUCGAGCUGCAUCACAGGUGCUUUUUGGUGGUAUAUUUCGCGGGAUUAUGCUUAUUUACAUUGGUCGUUUCAACCGAAUAGUCAGUGAAUGUCGGCAUCAUUUAUAG
Messenger RNA from Gongylonema pulchrum, 294 nucleotides. The record is from the annotation of a GenBank genome assembly. Lineage: Eukaryota; Metazoa; Nematoda; Chromadorea; Rhabditida; Gongylonematidae.